CCUCCGUGCGUUUGUUGUUGUAGCUGUGGAGAGGAGAGGCGAGGCGAGGCGACGCAGCGCAGCCGCCUCACAUGUUUGGAAAUAAAAGCUGCGCUUGAAGGAAAAGCUACUCGUCUGACCCUCCGGAGGGUCCACAGGACCUCGAGGUUUUCACCGGCAGCCUGAAGUGGAAGGAAAGCGCACCUGGCCCGAGCCGAGCGGCGUUUAUCUUACUGACGAUGUAUCGUGUUGAGUCUGAGGCCUCGUGCUGAUGGCUCUGAGUUUCUGAGCUUUUAUGUGGGUGCUGGCCUUUACGUGAAGCUGUCAGGCAGAAGAGCCAGGGAGGAAAGCUCAGGAUCUCGACUGUCCACUGUAAGCCCUGCGCACGGUCCACACACGCUGACCACAACGAAGUAACAACACAGCUCUCUCUCUCCCCCACUGGGCAUCUCUUCUUCCUGUCUGUCUGUAGCAGGGAAUGUGCUUUCUCUAACUGCUCCUGCUCCACUACCCACUAGUGUAAAAAGUUGAAGCGGCGGGGGCGUGGCCAUGGAGGACUACGACAUGCGUUCGGCCGCCAGCAUCUUGGCAUCGGUCAAAGAGCAGGAGGCUCGUUUUGAGCGCCUGACGCGGGCCCUGGAGGAGGAGAGGCGCAAUGUUUCACUGCAGCUUGAGCGCGCCAACCAGCCCUGUGGUGACCGGCUGCCAUGGCAACAGGUGGUGAUGCAGGAGCAGAGUCCCAGUAACCAGACGUCUCUGGCCAUGAUGCAGGAGCCACAGGAGGUGGUGGAGGAGACUGUUACCAUAGAGGAAGACCCCGGCACACCCACAUCCCACGUUUCCGUGGUGACGUCCGAAGAUGGAACCACACGCCGCACAGAGACCAAGGACAAUUCAGCUAACGUGAAGGUGACCAAGAUGGUGAAGACAGUCACCACACGCACGGUUCGGCAGCUUCCACUGGGUCCAGACGGUCUCCCAAUGCCUGAGGGUUCCUCUCCGAUGGGGAGCUACACAGACUCCAUCGACCGGCGCUUCAUGAAAAAUGGUGAUCGCUUCGUCACACCACAGGCCACGUCUACCCUCACACGCUCCUAUAACAAUUACAACGACUCGUACGGCGAGACACCAGACAGCCAGUACCGCCACUUUGCCCUGCAUGAUGCCUACGGAGAUGUGGCCGACAACUACGGCAGCCUGUCCCGUGGCAUCAACUACCGGCCCUACCGGCCCUACAUGGCCGCAGGAGGCUAUCGCAUGGAGAACAGCUACACCACUCUCCCUAUCCGGAAGGAUGACUAUGGGCACAUGGCCCAACCACAGGUGCCCAUGGGUAGCAGCACUGUGGAUCUGAACCGCUCCCAGCCAGAACGUUUCCAACCCGAGCCAUAUGGAUUGGAGGACGACCGUCGUAGCCUUGGUCCAGAUGAAGAGGAGCCAUACGACCUGGAGCCUGAUUAUUCCACUGCUAACCGUCGCACGUUGCCCGGUGCUGGACGCACCAUUAGAGAACCGCUGCGUGACGGCCCUCGUGUCAGAGGCUAUGACGACCCCAUUGAGGCGGAGCUGAUUGACGAGAGGCACCCCUACAUCCCGGGCAUGUACUCUGCACCCCUGGCUCAGCCGGAGAGGGGAAGCAUGGCCAGUCUGGACCGUAUGGGCGGCCGCCGCUCACCCUCCAUCGACAGCAUCCGCAAGGACCCGAGGUGGCGCGACCCGGACCUGCCCGAGGUCAUCGCCAUGCUGGGCCACCCCAUCGACCCGGUCAAGUCCAACGCUGCCGCCUACCUGCAGCAUCUGUGCUACGAGAACGACAAGAUCAAGAAGGACGUUCGGCAACUGAAGGGCAUCCCCGUGCUGGUGGGCCUGCUGGACCACCCCAAAGCCGAGGUCCACCGCAAGGCCUGUGGAGCCCUCCGCAACAUCUCCUACGGCAAGGACAAUGACAACAAGGUGGCCAUCAAGAACUGUGAUGGCAUCCCCGCCCUCAUCCGCCUGCUGAGAAAGACCAACGACAUGGAGGUCCGAGAACUGGUCACAGGAACGUUGUGGAAUCUGUCCUCCUACGAGCCUCUGAAGAUGGUGAUCAUAAACCACGGCCUGCAGACCAUGACCAAUGAGGUCAUCAUCCCACACUCGGGCUGGGAGCCUGAGCCCAACGAGGACUCGAAGCCUCGGGAUGCAGAGUGGACCACUGUCUUCAAGAACACGUCAGGAUGCUUGAGGAACGUGAGCUCAGACGGUGCAGAGGCGCGCAGGAGGCUGCGCGAGUGUGAUGGGCUGGUGGACGCUCUGCUCCACGCUCUGCAGUCAGCUGUAGGCAAAAAGGACAUGGACAAUAAGUCUGUGGAGAACUGUGUGUGCAUCAUGAGGAACCUGUCCUACCAUGUGCACAAAGAGGUCCCGGGGGCUGAGAAGUAUCAGGACCCAUCAUCGCUGCAGGCUCCGGGUUCCGCAGGGCCUCAGAGGAAGAAGAAGGACGAUGCUGGCUGCUUUGGCGGGAAGAAGGCCAAAGAGGAAUGGUUUAAUCAAGGGAGGAGAAAUGGAGAGAAUGACAAAAACUAUGACACACUGGACCUCCCCAAGCGCUCAGAGCCCACUAAAGGCUAUGAGUUGCUGUAUCAGCCGGAGGUGGUGCGUCUCUAUCUGUCCCUGCUGACGGAGAGUCAGAAUUACAACACCCUGGAGGCAGCAGCUGGAGCACUGCAGAAUCUCAGUGCUGGACAGUGGACCUGGUCCAACUAUAUCCGAGCAACUGUGAGAAAGGAGAAGGGCCUUCCCAUUCUGGUGGAGCUGCUUCGCUCUGACUCGGACAAGGUGGUGCGGGCUGUGGCCAUCGCCCUGCGCAACCUGUCCAUCGACUGCCGCAACAAGGACCUCAUAGGGAGUUAUGCAAUGAGGGACUUGGUCAGCAACCUGCCGAGCGGGCAGCAGCGGCCAGCCAAGAACCUAGAGGAGGACACAGUGGUGGCCAUCCUCAACACCAUCCACGAGAUUGUGACGGACAGCUCAGAGAAUGCUCGCUCACUCAUCACAGCUCAAGCCAUUGACAAGCUGGUGGCCAUCAACAGGACCAGCCAGUCAGCCAGAGAGACUAAGGCUGCUUCGCACAUCCUGCAGACCGUCUGGAGCUACAAGGAGCUGCGGAACACCUUGACCAAGGAUGGCUGGAGCAAAACCCAUUUUCAGCCCACAGCCAGCAGUGCUCCCAAAGGCUCUAAGAGCGGCAAGCCAGGCUACGAUGACAUCACUCUGCCUCUAAUGGAGAAGAACCAAGGCGACAGAGGCUGUGGCAGUGGUGCUAUGAUACCUAUGGACGAGCUGGGUCCAGACGGCUAUUCCACUAUUGACCAAAGGGACAAAGACUGCAAAUACAAAACCAGCGAUGGCUCAUCAGACCUGAUGGAGCGGGAACCACUGAAGAAUGACACGAAUAGGAAGCACUACAUUCGGAGCAACAGGCCAGCGAUCAGUCUUGUGGACGCUUGCGAUGUCAAGCCUCAGCCUGUUGACUCCUGGGUGUAAAUGCAUGCAUGGCUUAGCCACAGAGACGCUGUGACAUCUACACAAGGAUCUCCCAAGUCACCACUGCCAUUUUCUCCGCCAUUCGCCACGCGAUGUGGACUCAUCAGCAGACUUUUACAAAAGAGAGAAGAAAAAAGCACCAUGCAAACUUCAUUCGGCAGCCAAACUUGUGAGCUGUUUUUUGCAAGAUAAAGCAAAAUGAAAGACUUGUAAACCACAACAACAACAGCAACAACUACGAGUGAACUACGUUUUCUCCAACAUGUACAUUCCCACUGGAUGAAGAACCCUAACAGAGCUCAGGCUGAGUGCUAGCUAACCAUUGUUUGCCAUCACUGAUGGAUGGAUGGAUGGAUGGUUGGAUGGAUGUGUAUAGCAAGCAAAGAGAAGGUGAUUUGGAGGACAUGGAUGUGUAUUGGAACAAGUUGAAGAGGGGGGAAAAAGUGUUUUGUCUAAAAUGUCAGAUGUCAAAAAAGUGAAAUUUGACUGUUUUUGUUUAUAUUUGUUUUUUGAUUGGUUUCUGUUCUGUGCUUUCCCCUCUUUGGAGGUGCAGUGUAUAUUUUUCUUCUAUUUUCUGUUGGUUUGUUCUAUUUGAGUUUUUUUUUUUUUGGAACAGAAGGCAUGUUGUGGUGGAUUGAGGAUUGUCUGUGUUUGUAUUUAGAGGAAAAGGAUUAGUUGUGGUUUACGUUUGAAGGGUCUGGGAGCACUUAGGCAUCCGAGGGUGUUGGACCAGCAUUCAUCAGCAUUUAGCAUAUUCACUACCUUGUGUUUGUGUCCUUUUUUAAGCAUCUUCUACUAUAAAGGAACAAUUCAAAAUGCGAAUGAUGCUAGUAGUCAAAGCUUAUGAGGGAGGUUAGCAUCUCAUAAUGCUGAAAGAGCUACGUUACUUGCCACUGAUUAUUAGCAACCUUAGCAUUUUUGAUCUUGCUUUCAGGCAAGAUUGAAUCUGACUGUUUCCAUUACCAUUUAAGAGUGUGGAAAGCUGCUGGGUUGGAUCAAGACGGCUAAUCCUGAAUCCCACUUAAUAAGCUGAUCUGCGGAGAACUGCUGGGCUAUACCGACUUAUUUUUUUCCUGCAGAUUGUGUUUGGUUUGCAUCAAGAAAUGAAAUGAAAGAAAAAAAAGAUUCACUUUGUUUAUGUGGACGGCGUGAAGAGAAGGAUAUUUUCGGUGGCAGAAUCACUCGCUUCUGCAUCAAGCGGAGAAAACUUAUAGCGUCUUAUAUUUUUGUUGGUUUUCUAAAUGUAUAUUAGGAUCAUGAAAUGGAAAAAAACAACAAAACCAAUGUAAAA
Messenger RNA from Pygocentrus nattereri (red-bellied piranha), 4795 nucleotides. RefSeq names its product ARVCF delta catenin family member b (gene arvcfb). NCBI's taxonomy places the organism in Eukaryota, Metazoa, Chordata, Actinopteri, Characiformes, Serrasalmidae. The transcript is spliced from 23 exons. Gene Ontology annotation, biological process: cell-cell adhesion; cell-cell junction assembly. The record is from RefSeq and is a predicted model, not a curated record. Gene Ontology annotation, molecular function: cadherin binding. Gene Ontology annotation, cellular component: adherens junction; cytoplasm; nucleus. Bases 529 to 3504 code for a protein of 991 amino acids.